Messenger RNA from Molossus molossus (Pallas's mastiff bat), 1458 nucleotides. It is a transcript of the gene RNF25, whose product is annotated as ring finger protein 25. Gene Ontology annotation, biological process: protein ubiquitination. Gene Ontology annotation, molecular function: ubiquitin protein ligase activity; protein binding. Gene Ontology annotation, cellular component: nucleus. Lineage: Eukaryota; Metazoa; Chordata; Mammalia; Chiroptera; Molossidae. The coding region runs from base 27 to 1397 and encodes 456 amino acids. The transcript has 10 exons. The record is from RefSeq and is a predicted model, not a curated record.
GGUUCCGGCUGUGGGCCGGAGAAGACAUGGCGACAUCUUCGUCGGCGGCUGCAGGGGAGGAGGACUGGGUCCUUCCCUCUGAAAUCGAGGUGUUAGAAUCUAUCUAUCUGGAUGAACUACAGGUGGUUAAAGGAAAUGGCAGAUCUUCACCAUGGGAAGUCUACAUCACCCUGCACCCUGCCACUGCAGAAGACCAGGAUUCACAGUAUGUUUGCUUCACCCUGGUGCUUCAGGUCCCAGCACAGUAUCCCAAUGAGGUGCCACAGAUCUCUAUUCGUAACCCCCGAGGACUCUCAGAUGAACAGAUCCACAAGAUCUCACAGGCACUGAGCCAUGUGGCCACAGCUGGGCUGGGUACUGCCAUGCUGUAUGAACUCAUUGAGAAAGGGAAGGAAAUUCUCACAGAUAACAACAUCCCUCAUGGCCAAUGUGUCAUCUGCCUCUAUGGUUUCCAGGAGAACGAGGCCUUUACCAAAACACCCUGUUACCACUACUUCCACUGCCACUGUCUUGCUCGGUACAUCCAGCACAUGGAGCACGAGCUGCAGGCUCAAGGACAGGAACAGGAACAGCAGCAUGCCGCAACCAAACAGAAGGCUGCUGGUGUGCAAUGUCCGGUGUGCAGAGAGCCCCUCGUGUAUGAUCUUGCCUCACUGAAAGCAGCCCCUGAGCCCCAACAGCCCAUGGAGGUAUACCAGCCCAAUGCGGAGAGCUUGCGCCAGCAAGAAGAACUCAAGCAGCUCUACCAGAGGCAGCAGGAGAGGGGGGGCAUCAUUGACCUUGAGGCUGAGCGUAACCGGUACUUUAUCAGCCUCCAGCAGCCACCUGCCCAUUUGGAACCUGAGUCAGCUGUAGAUACCUCCAGAGGAUCCCAAGCACCCAGUGCCCUUGCCACAGAACUGUCCAUUUCAUCUGCCCAACCUACUCAGUCAACUCCUCUGCUGGUGGCUUCCCAGUACACAUGUGAGAAGAUUCCAGGGACUGGGCCAAAUCAGCAAAGGUUGGGCGAGACACAGAAAGCUAUCCUAGAUCCCCCCCGGGCCCAUCGAGGCCCCUGGAGACAGCCUGAACGGAGGCACCUAAAGGGAGGGGAGUACAAUGCCCCCAAAGGUACUAAUGACACCCAGGAACUGCCACCUCCCGAGAGGCCCCCCAAGGAGCCCAUGGACAUAAAGCGAGAACCCCAUAACCAAGAGGUUGAAGGUCAUUCCCAAGAGAAUGGGCCUGGCAACUGGCAGGGUCUCCCACCCCGCAGGAAUCGGGACUGUGCUCGCUGGGAGCGCUCCAAGAGUCGGACACCAGGUUCUUCCUAUCCCCGCCUGCCUCGGGGUCGGGGAGCCUACCAACCUGGUACUCGAAGGGAGCCCUUGAGCCUGGAAUCUGAGGAUGGUUCCUAGCAGUACUGUGGGGGGACAGGGAAGUGGGGAUAGGAGGGGGGCAAUAAAGAGAUUUGGCCUU